UCUCUAUUUUAACACUUUCUCGAUACGUCCACAUGCCACUCUGUCCCAAUCCCUACCAUACACAUAACACAUCAUAACACAACACAACACAACACCCUCUUUCUUAUUCACUCCUUCAACAUUCAACAUUCAACAGCAACAGCAACAACAACGUUGAGCAGGUUGCAACCAUGGUGCGAAAUGACAACAGCAAAGACAAGGAGAGAGACCUCGAGUUCUCCUUCGAUCACAACGACGAGGAUGUCGACCAACAGGAUAUUGAAGCCCUCAAGUACGAGAGUGAGAGUAGCAGUGAGUAUCAUAGUGAGGAUGAUGAUGGUGGUGGUGAUGAUGAUAAUCGGAGACUACACCCCAACUCUUUCUCUUCUCAGCAGUGGCCUCAGAGUUACAAAGAGACUACGGAUUCUUACACAAUAGCUGCUGCUCCGAAUUUGGAGUCAGUUCUGCGAGGGCCAAGUUUUAUAUAUUCUAGUUUUGGUAAUCGUUCAAAGAGUAGCUUAGACAUUGAUGGAAAGACUCCUUUUCUAUCUGCUCCUGAUGGCAUUAGUCAAUCAACUUGGUGGGAGAAAGCUUCAGUACAGCGCCACUUUUCUGGAGAAUUGCCCAUUGGAUAUGGAUGCACCUUUUCUCAAACAGUUUUCAAUGGCAUUAAUGUGAUGGCUGGAGUAGGUCUACUAUCUACACCAUAUACAGUGAAUCAAGCUGGGUGGAUGAGCAUGGCUGUGAUGAUUUUUUUUGCAGUUGUUUGUUGUUAUACAGCCACCCUUAUGAGAUACUGCUUUGAGAGCAGAGAAGGAAUCAGUACCUACCCAGAUAUAGGAGAAGCUGCAUUUGGAAGAUAUGGCCGAAUUAUUGUAUCAAUCAUUUUGUACACUGAAUUAUAUUCAUAUUGUGUGGAAUUCAUCACCUUGGAAGGAGAUAACCUCAAUAGUCUGUUUCCUGGUGCAUCCUUAGAUUUGGGUAGUUUCCAGUUAGACUCUCUGCAUUUGUUUGGAAUUUUGACAGCACUUAUUAUUCUACCGACUGUUUGGUUGAAGGAUCUUCGUAUAAUCUCUUAUCUAUCAGCUGGAGGGGUUGUUGCAACACUCCUGAUUGUUAUCUGUGUGUUUUGUGUUGGAACGAUAGACAGUGUUGGAUUCCAUCAAACUGGUCCAUUGGUAAAAUGGAAUGGCAUUCCAUUUGCUAUUGGUGUUUAUGGAUUUUGCUUUGCAGGACAUUCGGUUUUCCCAAAUAUUUACCAGUCUAUGGCUGACAAGAAACAAUUUACCAAAGCACUAAUAACAUGUUUUGUUUUGUGUAUUUUGAUAUACGGAAGCGUUGCAAUCAUGGGAUUUCUCAUGUUUGGUGAAGGAACUUUGUCUCAGAUAACAUUGAAUAUGCCACCAGGUGCAUUUGCUUCCAAAGUUGCAUUGUGGACAACAGUUAUUAACCCAUUAACUAAAUAUGCUUUGUUGAUGAACCCGCUGGCAAGGAGUCUAGAAGAGUUGCUGCCAGAGAGAAUUUCAUCUACAUAUUGGUGUUUCAUUCUUCUUAGAACAGCACUUGUUGCAUCUACAGUUUGUGUUGCCUUUCUGGUUCCUUUUUUUGGGCUUGUGAUGGCUUUAAUUGGUUCUCUCUUUAGUAUACUAGUGUCAGCGAUAAUGCCGUCUUUAUGUUUUCUGAAAAUUAUUGGGAAAAAAGCUACAAAGAGACAGGUUGCACUCAGUGUCGCAAUUGCUGCAUCAGGAAUCAUUUGUGGAAUCCUUGGAACGUAUUCCUCUCUAUUGAGUAUUGCGGAUAGUUAUUGAAACCUUAUAGACUUUCUGUAUUGGGUGGUUAUGGAGUGUUAACCCAUUGACAAGUGUUUCUGGAUGGCAUGUACAACUGUUUGGAUUAUUUUGGUUACAAGCUAAUUUUAGUUAUAUAUUUGUGAAAUCAUGUGUAUUUAUGAA
This is a messenger RNA of Cajanus cajan (pigeon pea), 1931 nucleotides long. RefSeq names its product amino acid transporter AVT1A. The record is from RefSeq and is a predicted model, not a curated record. Gene Ontology annotation, cellular component: vacuolar membrane. Gene Ontology annotation, biological process: amino acid transmembrane transport. Lineage: Eukaryota; Viridiplantae; Streptophyta; Magnoliopsida; Fabales; Fabaceae. Gene Ontology annotation, molecular function: L-amino acid transmembrane transporter activity.